Melanaphis sacchari is the source of this 7294-nucleotide messenger RNA. RefSeq lists its product as uncharacterized. Gene Ontology annotation, cellular component: nucleus; chromosome. NCBI's taxonomy places the organism in Eukaryota, Metazoa, Arthropoda, Insecta, Hemiptera, Aphididae. The coding region runs from base 386 to 6907 and encodes 2173 amino acids. Gene Ontology annotation, biological process: regulation of DNA-templated transcription. Gene Ontology annotation, molecular function: histone H3K36 methyltransferase activity; protein binding; DNA binding. The record is from RefSeq and is a predicted model, not a curated record. The transcript is spliced from 19 exons.
CCAUUAAACAUUGCCCAUUCUACCGUCGGCGUCUGAGUGUUAUCAGUCGUUAGCGUACAUACUCGGUCGUUUCGGUUUCGCGACGGCAGCUCGGAACUCGGCGUACGCGCAAAUAUCAUCAUCGGUUCUCCGUCUGUUACCGUUCCUCGUUUCUUCCAUCAUUUAGUACGCCGUUGUUGUUUAGUUUCGCGCAUUUGCUGCUCUCCAACGCCGGACUACUGUGGACGGUGCCGUUGCAUAGCGUCCUCGUGACUACCCAAUCGCGGACUAAAACGUGAUAUUUGUGCACUGGCGGCAGUGAUGAUGAGUUUCAACCGGUGCACCGACGGCGGUGCGUCAUUCUCCGGAUCCAUCGGAAUUCAGGAUGAUUUGUUUAUGAGCUAAUAUGGAUGAAUCUUGCACAGAAAACAAUAGUUUAAUGAGAAAAUUUAACAAACAAGUUGAAAAACCAUCAAAUAACAGAAAUUUAUCUUUUAGUUUAGAAUUGGUAGAUGAAAACCAUUCUAGUAUUGAUUUAAAAUCAAGUCUACCAACUAGAAAACAAAGACUUAAAGAAUAUUUAACUACAACUCACAUACCUGAUAAAAACAUUAAUUUAACUUAUAAAUUACACAAUUUUUCUAAUGUUAAUUUGAUUAAUUUUGUACCAAAAAUUGAUGAUUAUAACAAGCCUGUAAAAGUUAAAUCUCAAUGGACUCGUACAAGUCAAAUGGAGUUAGCAUUAGAAAAUUCUACAUCCCGUCAAACUAAUAAUACUCAACCUAUAACUAAUUUAUCUAAAUAUGAAAAACUAAACGACGAAUUUACAAUGGCUGUUUCAUCCACAAAUGGUGUAAUUAAUCAAAUUAAUGAAAAUACAAAUACAAAUGAUUCUAGAAAAAUCAUUAAAAUAAAUGAUGUAGAAAUCAAAAGUUGUUGUGUUGUUGUAGAAAAAUAUGAUGAAACUGUACACAAAUUCGAUGAUUCAGUACAAGUGAAAAGAAAAAGAGGUAGACCUAAAAAGAAUAGUAAUAAUAUUAAAGUUAAUACAUCAAUAAAUUCGAAUAUUAAAAAACAAAAACCGGUCAAAAAUAAUACAACUGUUAAUUUGGAUCCUAAAAAUACUGGUGAAAAAAAAGUUAUAAAAAGAGGUCGCGGCAGACCAAAAAAAAAUGAAAUCACAUCGACCAUUAUUCAAACACCACCAAGUGUAUCUAAUUCGGUUGUAGCAAAAAAAAGAAAAACACAAAGUUCUGCUACUGUAAACAAGCGAAAAAAAUUGAAAAGUGAUCAAUUUAAAAAUGAAGAUCUUAACAAUUCAAAAUUAUCCAAAUUAGAUCCAGUACAACCCUCAGAAGUGUAUACUAGUGGAGCAAUAAAUUCUAUAAAUAAUAAAUCAAGUGAAAAUUCUUCUAGUUCAGAUGAAUUAAAAGUAAAUAAAAACGGUUCUGUGACACCAAUCCUAAUAUUUCCAGACGAUGGUGAUGACUUGAAGUGUGUAACCUUAUCACGAAUCGAUAUACCAGAAGGCACAUCAUUGAUUACUUUGGGAAGUUGUGAUAGACCAUAUCUACAAGAAAAAACUGAAAGUAUGAUUCAUAAAAAUUCUAAUGAGUUAAAUACACAAGAAAAAACUACACAUAGUGUUAAUUUUUUAGAAAAAUGUGAUAAUUUAAAUACACAAGAAAAAACUACACAUAGUGUUAAUUUUUUAGAAAAAUGUGAUAAUUUAAAUGUAAAAGAAAACACUACACAUGCUAAUUUUUUAGAAAAAUGUGAUAAUUUAAAUGUGCAAGCAAAUACUACAGGUAUUAAUUUUUUAGGAGGAUGUAAUGAUUUAAAUGUACAAGAAAACACUACAUGUGUCAAUUUUUUAGAAAAACGUGAUACAAGAUUUAACAUUGACAAGAUUUCAAUUAAAAGUAAACAAAAUUUUUUAUCUGAACUUGAAAAUGUAGAUUGGAAUUCAGUACCUAAGCGGAUUCGAUCAAAUAGUGUAAGCGAGACAAUUAAUAUAAAAAAUCGAAGAAAUUCUCUUUCUAAUAAUUUUGCGUAUAACUCUUCAAACGAAUCAAAAGAUGAAGAUUUCGUACCAUUGAAAUCUUGGAAAAGUCUUUCUUAUUUAGAAAGUGGACCAAAUAUCCAAAUUGAACGAGUUAUACAAGAUGAAUUGGUUAAAAAAUUUAGAUCAAAAUUAAAACGCAGCAGAAGCUUUCCUAACUGCUUGUUUUUAGAUACAGUUAUCUGGAGAUAUCUAGUUCAUCAACAAGAAUAUAACUCGGAAGAAAGUCAUGAAAUAGUAUCAGAUUUAGAUUCAGUUUCAGAUAUUGAUUCUGAAUCAGGUAUGAGUUUAAUAAAUGAAAUUCCAGCGGAUAGAUGUGACCAUCAUUACCGUUCUAAUAGUUUGCCUUUAGAGCAAUAUAAACAAUCAAAAGAAAAAACUAGCUAUAUGUUUAGAAGUUUAGAUAAUUUAAAUAUGUUGUGUUCUACUAAUGAUCCACUAUCAUUCCAAGUACCCUCAAGUAUAAGUAAUUUGAAAAACGCUGAAAGUGAACCAGAAGAAUCUGAAGGGAAAAUAAGACGAUCAAAGCGAUUAAAUACCAAAAAUAAGGAUAGUGAUAUGUUGGAAGAAAAAUAUUUAUUAUCAUCUGAAAAUUCAAAAAUUGACUCUUUAUUGUUGGCUGAUGAAAUUCGAAAAGAAAAUGAAAGGCAUUUAGCAGAAGCUAGAGCAAAUGAUCCAGAGUUGGAUAAAAAAUUAAAAAAAUUGAACUUUACUUUAAUAUCUAACAAUUUGUUUAGGCCUCCUAGGAAAAAAAUGAGUGAGUAUACACCAGCAGAAGCACAAGAAUUGCGGAGACUAAAACCAAGGAGAACUAUCAAUUCUGAUACUUAUAAAUGCCAUUGUAAAUAUACUAGAAAAGACUGGAUUGAAAAAAAACCUGGAUGUGGUACAGAAUGUUUAAAUCGUUUAUUGAAUAUUGAAUGUGGUAAAAGUUGUAUAUUAAAGUCACUCUGUACAAACAAGCAAUUUCAAAAUAAACAAUUCAAACGUACCAAAAUUGCCAAAACUGCAAAUAAAGGUUAUGGUGUUUUUGCACUUGAAGAUAUACCUAGUGGAACUUUUGUUGAUGAAUAUAUUGGAGAAGUUAUUGAUCAAAAUGAAAUGAUAAAGAGAAUGAAACUAAAAAAGUAUAUGUUUAAUAAUUAUAUGGUGCAAUUGAAACAUGACGAAAUAAUCGAUGCUACGCGCAAAGGAAAUAUUACAAGAUUCAUAAAUCACAGUUGUGAACCAAACUGUGUUGCAGAAAAAUGGAAUGUGUUAGGUGAAUCUCGGAUGGGGUUUUUUAGCAAACAAUUUGUACGAAAAGGAGAAGAAAUCACUUUUGACUAUAGUUUUGAAAUAUUUGGAGAUGCUAAACAGCAAAAGUGUUAUUGUGGCGCAUCAAAAUGUCGAGGAUUUAUUGGCAAAAAAACUAAAACAGGUGAUCAAAGCAGUUCUGAUGAAAGCAGUUCUGAUGAAAUUGAUGAUCUUGAUGAUGAUUCAAAAGCGGAUUCAACUGAUAAAUGUUCGGGAAAGAAAAAGAAAACAAUAAAUAAAAUCACUAACAAAGAUAAAAAACGCUUAAGACAGCUUGAUAAACAGUUAACAGAUAUCAGUAAAUUAAAAAAUAAAAACCGUUCUGACUUGGAGAGCUCAACAUUAAAUUUGAAUAAGUUAAUGGUUCAUAUUACUGAUUCAAUGAGUAGAUCACAUAUUUUGAAAUUUAUUAGGGAUAACGAUUUAAACUGUAAAAGAUUAUUUAUGAAUUUUAACGGAUUGAAUAUAAUACAUAGCUGGAUGACUUCAAAUAACAAUGAAAACUUGAAAUUAGAAAUUGUUAAAACACUUUCAGACCUUCCAAUCUCUAAUAGAAAUACAAUAACUAAAUCUAAAGUUUUAGAUAUUGUUGCUCAAUGGGCUAAUAUCCCAUUAAAUGUAAAAGAAGCAAUUGAAAAUUUAAAAUAUCCAAUAUCACAAAUUAAGGAACACGAGGAAGAAGUUGAUAAAUUAUUACCAGAUGUAAGCAAUAAAUCAUCAUUAGUUCAAGCAGCCAGAAUUUUAUGGAAAAAAUGGAUAGUUCUGAAAAUUGUUUUUAAAAUACCAAAAUUAGAUCGUCCCAAAGAAGUGAACAUUGCUGAUGUUAGCCAGCCACCAAUACAUUUUUCGCAACCUAAACUAAAUUCUAUUUCACAUCAUUCUGAAAAUCCUACAGUUAAAUCAAGUCAGCCUUCUGAAAUAAGUCAUAUGCAAAGCCAAGGUACUGGAUAUGGUGAGACCAAUUCCAUGGAUACAUUAAACAAAAUAAUUAAUCAUCGCAAUCAGAUCAACUAUCGAGACAGGAAACAAACUAUUUUGGAUUGGAAUAAAAAACACUGGAAUCUACCUUCUAAAACAAAUAAGGUUUUUAGUUCAGCCAUGGCAAAUCAUUCAGAUUUAAAUUCAAAACAAAGCUCAACAUCAACAUUUAAAUCAAGAAAUAUACACAAAGAUAUUCCAUCAAUUGAAAACAGUACACCUACUAAAAAUAUGAAAUGGAGUGGCAUCGCUGAAAUUAACUCAACAGUUUAUGACAUUCCUACUGAUUCUUCUGAAAAAAUUAAUUCUAAGAAUACACAAAAUAAUACAUUUUUUGAAACUGAACCAACUGCUUAUUACCCUAUCGAAGAAAUUAUUACCACAAACCAAACAUGGAAUUUACCGCCUCCAACAAUUGUUGAUCUUUGUAAUGGAUCUACUCUAAAUUCCAUAUUAAAAACAGUUCCUCCAUGUUUACCAAAUGAUUUUAUUUCAAAUAUGUCUAAUGAAACAAGUCAAUGUUUAUUUUCUUCUAAUGAUACUACUUGGUGUGUAAUGCAUCCAGAAAAUGUGAUGUAUGAUGCUCAACAUCCAAGUAUUCAAGAACAAAUGGCUCUUUUACCAACUGACAUAAUGGUCGAAAAAUCAACUAAAAGUCAAUCAGAUACACCAAAUACUAAUGAUGAAAAAACAAAUUCCAUUAAAAACUUUAAAGUCCAGCCACUAGAUGAAAAUACGCGUAAAAAGUUAUUUAAACAAUGUGAAGAAAAUGUUCAACAGCUAGUUGAUAAAGGAAUAUUGAAUAUGCGUAAAUCUGCUAAACAAAAUUAUCUAGAUACAUCUCCAAUUCAAAUACUUCAAUCAUUUUUCAAUAGAAAACCCAUGAAAUCAACUAUAGUGACACACGAAAACAAUCAAAAUCAAUAUGUUUUGCCCAACUUAAUCAAACGUAUAAAAAUAAUUAGUGAUGGUUAUCAAAAACAGCCAUCCAAAAUUAUUAAAAUAAAUAAUGCAGUAAAAUUGAAUUCUCUGAAAAAUAAAAAUGAUAUAUUUAGAAUAAAAGAAGAUCAAAAGUCUGAAAAAACCGAUACAACAUCCAUAGCCUUGAUAUUAAACAAUGAACAACUAAAUACUGUUCCUGAAACACUCAACUUAAAUAAGGUGUUCAAUAAGCAAUCUUUUAAAGUAAAUACAAAAAACAGAUUUGCAUUUAAAAUAUUUAAUAAUUUAAUAAAACGUAAUUCAACCAUGCCCAAAAAUUUUAUUCUUCAAUUCCCAUCCAACAUCAAUAUAAUUACUCAUGACCCUUCAAAUGAGUUGGAUAUUCACAACAAAUUAAUUCCAUCAGUGCAUAAUAUUUUGUGUGCAAAAUUAAAUAGGGGAGUUGAUAAAAAUACCAUAAAUGUGUACAAACAAAAAAUAGGUAUGAAAUAUGAUGAAACAAAGACCCUAGAACCUUUAAGUUUAGAAUCAAUAUUAAAAGAAAAUCUUGUUUUUUCAUCUAACACUACAGAAAUAACUCAAGCUAAAAAACAAUUAAAAAGAAAAAUGCCUUUACCACCUUUGCAUAAUAUAAAGAAUAGAAAAAUUGUCGAUUUAUCGUUGAAAAAUAAAUCUAGAAUUCCAGUUACAAUAAUAAAUAAAACUGAUGAUAAUAUAGUUUUUAAAAAACCAAUGCUUCCUGCUACUAAUAAAAGCAACUCUCGUAUUAUUACCAACCAAGUGCAAGAAUCUUUAACUUCAAGUAUUGCACCUCUUAAUUCAAAUGCAAACGAAUUUGAACAGAUACCUAGUACAUCAAGUCAUACAAUAUCAGAUACUGAUUUAUUAAAAAUAAAUCUUAGUGAAGAACCUAGUACAUCUAAUCCAUUAGUCAUAAAUAUUAUGUCAUCAAAAACAAAUGCUAAUGAAAUUAGACAAAAACCUUUAAUGAAGUGUUCACCAUUCAAUAAAGUAGAAAACAAUUUAAUAAUCGAGUUGGAGCAGAAUGCUAAAUAUUUAGCCUCAAGUAUAAAUAUGGACACCACUGAUGUUUUAUCUUCAGUAGUAGUUAAUAGUGAUUUAAUUGACCCAAUCGUGGAGAAUUUCAAAAAUUCUAUUAAUCAAAAGAAAUCUGUGGGACGAGCAAAUCUUGUUGAUGAUCCUAUUGUGAGGGAUUAUAUUGAACGUACUCAAUUGAAAUCGCUUGAAUCAAAACGUAAAUGUAAACUUCCAGAAAGUAUGAUGUCUUUACCCGAUGAGGUUCUGGAUCUUAUACCAGAUAAUCAAAGAGAAAUCAAGUAUGUGAUUGACUUUUAUCAUGCUAUGGCUACAGUUAUUGUCAAAGUAUUAGACUUGUAUGUAAAAAAGAGUUGCAAACAAGGUCGUAUUAAAAAUGAUGAUGAUUUCAAAUAUUUAGCUAAAAAGCUCAAUUCCAAUAUUUUAUUCAAAGAACUUCAAGUUAAGAAAGUAGAAGAUUUAAGAAUUAGUGAUAGUGUCAAACAGAAAGUUGAACAGUACAUUAAAAAAUAUAUGUUAAAGUAUGGAAAAGUGUACAGAAGAAAAAGUACUGUAAAUUUUGCACUGCCAUUUGUGAAUAAUCAAGAGAAAUAAAUUAUGUUGGCAAAACUUCAGACUUUGUGAAGACUAGAAUAUUAAUCAUAUAUUUAUAACUUAAUCAAUAUCAAUCAUUUUUAUAAUGUUAAUAAUAUGAUUAUAUGUAUAAUUGAUAUUCGCAUUUUAUAUCUUCAAAACUCAAGUAGGCUAUUUUUAAUCUGUUAAGAGUAUUAGUCUGUUUUUGUAAAUAAAUCUACAUUGAGUACCUCUUAUUAUAUUUACAAGCGGGAAAAGUUUCUAUUUCAUAAAAUUUAUUUAAAGUACGAUUUAAGUCUUAAAAAAUGACCCGCUGAUCUCUAACUUCAUGUACAUUUUCAUAUUAAUAUUUGCUUAAAAGUGUAUUUGUACAAAUAUUUAUUUAUUUGUAUUUAUUUGUUAUUUUUU